CCCGGAUUCAGUAAAAAUUAAUGAUCAUAGAUAUGGGAUCUAUGGGGAAAGACCAAAGAACAUACCAAAGACGUUAAAAACUAUCCAGGAAAUUGGCGCGAAAAUAAAUGCAAAAUACUACAUUAAUGUUGACAUUUUGGUUAUGAAGAGCAACAAAUAGCAGUAAUAAAAGAAUUUUACAGAGUUGGAUAAAAGUAGAAUGAAAAGUUAAUACACGAAUGUUAAUGUAGAAAUUAGAUCGAAUAUAAAUAGUGUCGUGUAGUGCUACUUGUAUUUUGAAGUAAAUAAAAAAUGACGAAGAAUUCUUUGGAGCAAUUAAAAAAAACCAAAAACUCCUAUGCUACUCGUUCGAAACUUUCAGAAAACAUGUCGAAUAAAAUUACAGAGAAAAAUUCUGGUUUAAAAAACCCUAAAAUUUCCUUAACACCAAGAAAAACGAAAUCUCCUACUUCAGUAAAGGAGUUGCAAAAAUGUAGCCCUUCAACUCCCCCUAAACAAAUGAAAGAAGAAAAUGAUGAAAACAAUAGUACAGGUCAAUUAACACCUUCUUCACUUCUGAGAAAAUUAGAUAUCAAUGGUGUUAAAAAUAAUAAUCUUCAGCCAAAAGAGUUAUUCUCUAGCAAAUUCAAAAGUGCACGAAAAGCAUUGCAUGGUACACAGCCAGCUCAACUGUGGGAAAGAGAAAAGGAAAUUGAGGAACUUAGAAAAUUUAUUUGUGAUUGUUUAAAUAAUAAUAAGUCAGGUACAUUAUAUAUAAGUGGUCCCCCAGGAACUGGAAAAACUGCUGCUUUAUCGCAAAUAUUAAAGGAAAAGUUUUUGCUACAAAUUAAAACCAUUUACAUUAAUUGCACUGCAAUUAAAUCCCCAUCUUAUGUAUAUUCAAGAAUAAUUGAAGAACUUAACAUAAAAACAUCUAGAAAGACUGAAAAAGAGAAUAUUUGUGCUAUUGAAAAAUACCUUUCAAAGGACCACAAAAUGAUUAUGCUUGUGCUAGAUGAAUUAGAUCAGCUGGAUAGCAAAAAGCAAUCUGUUUUGUAUACAAUAUUUGAAUGGCCAUCUCGUCCCAAUUCAAAAUUAAUUUUGAUUGGUAUUGCAAAUGCUCUUGAUCUCACUGAUCGCAUUCUUCCCAGAUUGCAGGCUCGUUGCGAACUUAAACCGAAAUUGAUGCAUUUUGCAUCAUAUUCAAAAGAACAAAUCAUUCAUAUUAUAAUGGAAAGACUGAAGGAAGCUGGAGUUUCUGAUGUUCUAGCAACACCUGCAGUACAUUUGUUGGCAGGAAAAGUUGCUGCAAUUUCGGGAGAUGUAAGACGUGCUUUAGAUAUCAGUAGACGGGUAAUAGAAAUAGCCGAACGAAAAAAUCAAAACAUUUUACGAUCUUUGGAAAAUUUUAACAAUGAAGUUACUGAAAAAGUAUCUCAAACAGUAGAAGUAAAAGAAGUUGUAGACGUUUUGAAUAAUGUUUAUGGUACUUCCCAGAAUUUAAACGACGACUGCGAUAGUUUUCCGCUACAACAAAAAAUUGUUGUGUGCGCUCUAUUGCUGAUGCUUAAGAAAGCUAAAAAUAAGGAUAUUACAAUGGGGAAGCUGCAUGAAGUAUACAGUCGCGUUUGCGAAAAGCGCAACUUGUAUGCAGUCGAUCAAGCCGAAUUCGUGGGAUUGUGUUCACUUAUUGAAACAAAAGGAGUUAUUCGCGUAGCUGGUAAAAAAGAACCAAGACUUCAUAAAGUAACUUUAGAAUGGGACGAAGAGGAAGUUGUUUUAGCUUUGCGUGAUAAAGAAUUAAUGUCUAGUAUUUUACAAGAUACAACAUGUCUUGGGCGACUAUAGAUUUUUAUGUUUAAUGUCUUUUAUUUAUGCUGACAAUUUUAAUGAACUUUUAAGGCGUAUAAAUGUGAUUGUCUAGUUAUAUAAGUUUGACUAGGUCUUUUAAGAUGUAUCUACAUUUGUGUCAAUCGUUUUUAUCUUUGUAAAAAGUAAUAGUAAGAGUUGUAUG
Molecule: messenger RNA, 1993 nt
Organism: Agrilus planipennis (emerald ash borer)
Lineage: Eukaryota; Metazoa; Arthropoda; Insecta; Coleoptera; Buprestidae
Gene: Cdc6
Product: cell division control protein 6 homolog
Exons: 3
Coding region: 292-1827 (511 amino acids)
Biological process (GO): DNA replication initiation; mitotic DNA replication checkpoint signaling; cell division
Cellular component (GO): nucleus
Molecular function (GO): ATP hydrolysis activity; DNA replication origin binding; ATP binding
Source: RefSeq, a predicted model, not a curated record